AGGGAGGCGAGAGCAAUCGUCUCCGAGGCAAAACGGCAAGAGGGAAGGGGAAGGUGGGCGAGCCCCGAGUACAUCGAGCCUGAGGAAGGAGUCGGGGUCGAGACGAAAUGGCUCUGCUCCACCUAGGCUUCCCCCGGGAGAACCUGAGGAGGCUGACGUCACUGGGGAGGCUGGUGAGCAUAUGGGGGGGGGAGGGAUAGGCCUGUGUGGAGCCCUUUUCCCUGGUACCUUCCCUCUGGGAGAAUCCCUGCCCCCAAUAUUAUCAUUUAUUUACUUGCUAAUGGCAUUUAUAGGCCACUUUUAACACCCCCCCCAGGAGCGGAAGGCGGUUUGCGUGGUUCUCCUCCUCGCCCCCAUCUCCUCCUCGCACAACAAGCCUGCGAGGUAGGCUAGGCGAAGGAGAGAUUAGUCAUUGUCCCGCAAGGUCGCCCCCAGCGAGCUUCACCGCCGAGUGGGGAUUCGAACCCUGGUCUUAAUAAUAAUAAUAAUAAAUAAUAAUAAUAAUAAUACAUUUAUACGCCGCUCAUCUGGCUAGGUUUCCGCAGCCACGCUGGGCGGCUCCCAACAAAACACUAAAAACACGAUAAAACAUCAGACAUUAAAAGCUUACCAAGAAACCAGAAGCAUUCCUCCUAGGAAUUCUAGAUCAAGAUUUAAAAAAAGAAAAUUGGAAAUUAUGUCUGCAACAACAGCGGCAAGAAUUAUAUUAGCACAAGCUUGGAAGACAGAAGAAAUAACAACAGCAACAACAACAACAACAACAACAACAAUAAUAGCAAUAAUAAUUUAUUAUUUCUACCCCGCCCAUCUGGCUGGGUUUCCCCAGCCACUCUGGGCGGCUUCCAACAAAACACUAAAAUACAAUGACCUAACUGAAAGCUUCCCUAAACAGGGCUGCCUUCAGCGAAAUACCAACAAAAGAACAAUGGCAAGGGAAACUUAUGGAAUAUGCAGAACUGGCAAAAUUAACAGAUAAAUUACAUGAAAAGGAUAACAAAGAUUUUAAAAGAGAAUGGGAAUCAUUUACAACAUAUAUGAAGAGACAUCAUAAAGAAUUGGACUCACUGGCAGGGUUUGAAUAAACAAAAACAAUUGUUUAUAACAAAAAGUAAGACUAUAUGUAUUGGGAAAAUUUUGGGAAACAACACGGAGGGUGAGUAAUAUGGAAAUAAAACAAAAUGGGAAUAUGAGGGAAGUCCAGGUGAGGGGGGGAAUAUGGAAAAUUGUUAGAGAAUAUUGUUAGAGGAUCUAUACAUGGAAAAACCAAUAAUUAUUAUUAUUUUUUAAAAAACUUCCUUAAACAGGGCUCCCUACAGAUGUCUUCUAAAAGUCAGAUAGUUGUUCAUUUCCUUGACAUCUGGUGGGAGGGCGUUGCACAAGGCGGACGCCACCACCAAGAAGGCCCUCUUCCAGGUUCCCUGUAAUCUCACUUUUCACAGUGAGUGGGUUGGACUAGAUGACCCGUGUGGUCCCUUCCAACCCAUGAUCUACAAAUUCCAGCUUCUGGAUAAAGCUUUUAUACCUCAUUAGUUGGAAAUAAGUGCACAAAUAUAGCAGGGGACAAAGCUGUGUUGUAACUUUUGAUUUAAAAAAUAAAUAAAUUAUUUGGAAAUGUGUUAUUUGGAAAUAAAAGUGCAAAUACUUUUUCCUAGACCUGUGAAAGCAAUCGGCACAAACAGUGGAGAGCAUCAAGCUCAUUGCCAGAGGAGCAGAAGGGACUUUUGCAAAAUGGACCUGAUUUGCAAGACUUUAUGUCUGGAGAACUUUCAGACAAAACAAAGUGGGCAGACUAUAAAGGCGAAUUAAAGCGUCAGAAAGGAGAAAGGUAUUUAAAACAACUUAAUUACCUCAUUAGAAUGAGUAGAACGAUGUGUUUACAAAAUAGGUCAGCUGUGUGGAAAGUCCGUUAAUUUCUCAGACUUACAAACAUUACCUGUUAAAGCAAAAUAAGCAUUGCUUUUGUAUUUUUUAGGCUGCGACUUCCUCCAUGGCUGAAAACAGAGAUUCCAAUUGGAAAAAUUAUAACAAAUUGAAGAAUUCGCUGAGAAAUUUAAAUCUCCACACGGUAAUUCUAAUGCCUGUAUUGUAGCAGAUGAUUUACUGUGUUGUUCAGUGUUGUUUUUGCAAUUAAAGUUCCCAUCAUAGGCACACUUACUUAAAAGUAAAUUCCUUUGCAGUGGACUUGCUUCCAUAGGUUUAGAGCCCAUCUGUUGUGUUUAGAAGACUUUUGUUUCCAGUGAUGAGGCCUCACUCACUUACAAUAGCAGCUUGCACUGGAGUAGUCAUUAUGGUAUCACAUUGUUUUCUUUGUCAUGGAAACCCUCCCUGAACAGUUUGAGAGCAGACCAGGGUUGUACCUGUUAGGAUAUUUCCGUUCCACCUUAAAAGGGAGCAGGAUGUUUGUGUCACAGCCUGCGUAUUUCCUGUUCACAGGAUGUUUCUGUUGUGUCUAUGCUUUCGUUUCUCUCUCUGUGUCUGAGACACUGAAGCUGGCAGUCAUGUUUUCUUUAUUCUGACCAACGCUGAAUAAACUUGUAAAUAUGCUCUCCUGCGUGCAUCUUUCGCUGUGCAUUAUCUGCUGAUAGAGCGUGCAUCAGUUCUGGAAUGUGGCAGGCUAUUUCUGGAGCUCGUGUCGCUAAUUGCUGAUACUGUAUCUACGGGAGAUCGAUGGACGUCCGGAGGCGACGUGGGGUCAUGAUGGACUUUGUCUCCCUGGCAGUAUCCCAACAGUACCAACAUGCAUGCCAGAUGGACUGAAAAAAACACCCUCGUUGGGUACUGCCAUGUGAAAUAAUUUUCAUUAUAACAGUAGUACAGUGGUACCUCUGGUUACGUACUUAAUUGGUUCUGGAGGUCCGUUCUUAACCUGAAACUGUUCUUAACCUGAAGCACCACUUUAGCUAAUGGGGCCUCCCGCAGCCGCCGCACGAUUUCUGUUCUCAUCCUGAAGCAAAGUUCUUAACUAGAGGUACUAUUUCUGGGUUAGCGGAGUUUGUAACCUGAAGUGUAUGUAACCCGAGGUACCACUGUAUUUACCUCAUCAUUAGCUAUACAGUGGUGAGACUCCUUGUAGCCAAUGCAAUUUAUGCCCUUCUUACAGUGUUAAUAACUCUUUCGUUGCCUGUAGGUGUGUGAGGAAGCGCGUUGUCCAAACAUCGGAGAGUGCUGGGGAGGGGGCAAAUAUGCUACUGCUACAGCGACUAUAAUGGUAAGCUGACCACUGACAACUGGUGGUCUUAUCGGGAACAGCACAUCCAAAUUGUCCCAUAUUUGUUUUGUGUAUUACUCAGAGUUAUUAGCAGAGAAUAAAGGGAAUAGAGUGAGAGGGACUGCGUGUCUUUGCUUUUGUCAUUCUAGAAAGCAGUCGUGCAACCAGGGCUCUAAGGGUGCCUUGUACAUUAUCUAGAAAAUGAUGAUGAUGAUGAUUUUAUUUCUGUGCCACUCAUCUGACUGGGUUGCUCCAACAGAGUCUCAUUUCAUGGUAUUCCAGCAAGCAGACCACACGGAGAGGUGCAUAUAGCAUGGCUGCACCCCAUAAUAUGUGGUCCCAGGGUGGUGUGGUGCUGACAUGGGGAGUAACCAGUUUACCUAUGACAUGAUCUUUCUAUUUAAAUCAGUUACUGGAACUCUGUGCAAUUAUUUGACUGCUGCAACCCUUCUGCUGUCUUAAUAUAAGAACUGGCUGCAAGGAACAUUUCACACUAAAUGUCAUUCAGUGUUGCCCAUCUAGGGGACAAGAUGAGGAUUCUUAAAAAUGUAGGUGAUUUUAUUUCCUCUCCCUGCCUGCCCUUAUUGGUGUCAAGCUAUUAAUAUGAAAACAGGGGGAAUUUCCUGCUGUUUUCGUCUGUGCUCAGAGAGCAGAUAAAACUAAACCAUAGCUAAAACAAUGAGUUACUCCUCCCCUUUCUCCUCCGUUGAGGAGGAAACAAACCAGAGGCUGGCUUGCAGUUACAAGAAAACCUUUAUGUACCAUCAUUGUUUGUUGGGGGGGGGGACAGAAUUAUGCAUGUAAAGACUAUGGACUAUAUAAUAAUUUCUCAUCUGCUGGCUUAGCUGUUGAGAUUCUUUUAAUAUUCGUUAUAGAAGGUUCUUGAAUUAUUAUUUUUUUAACCAAUUGUUUCCUGUUUCAGCUGAUGGGGGACACUUGUACAAGAGGCUGUCUCUUUUGCUCAGUGAAGACAGCAAGAAGUCCCCCUCCAUUAGAUCCCGAAGAGCCAUAUAACACAGCGAAAGCAAUUGCUGAAUGGGGGCUGGAUUAUGUUGUAUUGACCUCUGUGGACAGAGAUGGUAAAUAACUUUCUAAUUUUGAGUCCUUUUGAAAAUACAGUUACGCUGAUUCCAACCAAGGAAGAAUGGCAAACCAAGUUGAUGGACUAUGCUAAAAUGGCAAAAUUAACUGGGAAGCUCAGAAACCAAGAGGACUUCAAAAAAGAAUGGGGAAAAUGUAUAAUAUAUUUAGGAGACCAUUGUAAGCAGAUGAAAACAUUAGCAGGAUUUUAACCACACUUGUAAAGUAACAAAAAUAUGGACAAUUUAGAUGGAUAAAAAAUGUGGAUAACAAAUUGAUAUGCAGUUGUAAACACUGUCAUUAGGACCCAUGGAGGGGAUGGGGGUGUGUCAUGAGAUUCAGAGUAAUCUCUUUAUAUGGGUUUUUAAUUGCUUUUGUUAUAUGUUUCUAUCUUCUUAAGGUCAAAUAAAAAGUAUUUACAAAAAAAGACUCUUCCCCAAAAGCAAAUACAGUUAUGCUGUAUGCAGAAAUCUCAUCUAAGGUAUUUGUAAGCUGUGCAGAUCGCUGUUCUCUAUUUCAAUAGUUAAUAUUUGCAGGCAUUAAAUUUACACAAAUGCAUCCUCGACACCACUAUAGCUAUGUAAAAGUAGGUAUUUGUUCUUCCUGUAAAAUAACUGCCGUGUUCUAUUAUUAGAUGUUUCAGAUGGGGGAGCAGCGCACUUUGCAAAGACCGUAUCGCACUUAAAAGAAAGGUAAGGAGUGAAUAUAGAAAAAUUAAAUGGAUUGCUUUUGGGGCAAGGUUAAUGCAGCUUUCAACUGACCACGCUGCACUUUUGUUUUGUUUUUUUCCAACCCCCGUUUCUCAGGAAUCCCAAAAUUCUCGUGGAAUGUUUAACUCCUGAUUUCAGAGGGGACCUGAAAGCUGUGGAGACGGUUGCUCUGUCAGGGCUCGAUGUCUAUGCUCACAAUGUGGAAACAGUUCCAGAAUUGCAGAGGUGAUGAAAGGUGAUAUAUACUGAUAGAGUAAAAUAAGGUUUGUGAGAGCAGACUAUUUCAAUUUAAGAGAUAGUUCCAUGAAGGAGGGACUGGCAGUCUGCCUGCAUUAGUGCUAAGCCAUUUUCUGCUUGUUGAAGACUAAGUAGUGAAUCUGCUUUUAUGUUCUGUUCACAGUGGGGUCCCACAGAAUGGUGCAUGCCCAGAAGACUUAUUCUGCAUUCUUAGUGUCACUGCAGCUGUACUUUGUUGUUUAGAUAUGUUUAAGAACCUCUUUUUGCUUUGUAUAACCACAGUUCUCAGAUUUUAUCAGAAUGAGCCUCUCUAUACUCUAGCUAUUUACUGGUCAUAAUAAAUGUAUGCUUUGCCGUCAAAUGAAAGCAAACUGCAGUGGUAGUGAUUAACCGCGGGGUGCUUCACCCCAAACUGACAUUCCGUGUUUUACAUAUUCCAUCAAGGAUUGAUCCCUGGAAGUUACUUUUAGGACCGCCAGCACAAUGAAUGCCUUUUGUAAAAGCCAAAUAUUUAAGUGGCUUGAGAAUUGUCUCCUAGAUUCCUGUUUUGCUGUUCAUAGGCUUGUCAUAAAUCCGAUCACAUGUACUAGUCAUUCAUACCAAGACAUCUGUCUGCUUAUGCAGGUGAAAAAAAUAACUUGCAAUAGUUGCCCCAUUUCGAUUAAAUGGGGAUAUCACCCAUCAUAGAGAGUGUUGUUCUCUCUGUCGUUCUUUUGAAUAUUUUUCUCAGAGCAAGGGUGAUGUCGUUCAGCCUGAUACACAUUGAAGGUAAUGUUAUAAAGACAGAAGAAAAAAUGUGUGUACACACACACACACACACACACAACCUUUGGAAGCAGUUAUGAAAGGUAGAUUCUGGAACUAUGACAAUACAGUAUCUGACCAUCUUUCAUUCCUUGAUAAGGUUAGUUUUUGUUGUUGUUGUGAUGGGCAUUGGCAAAUUCCUGUUACCCUUUCAAUCCAGUUACUCUGAACGAGUUUUCAGUUCAAUGUUUGAGAAGGUAUUCUUGAUCUGUGUAUUCUUACUUAGUUUGACUCAUCUGAUCCAGUGGGUUCUGCAGAAGGUUUUUCCAGAGGUGUGACAAGAUCCAUUCUUGUUAUGCUAAAUUAUUCUUUAUUAUUUCUUUUCUUAAAGAAAAGUUCGGGAUCCUCGAGCUAACUUCGACCAGUCCCUCAGUGUUUUGAAGCAUGCUAAGAAAGUUCAGCCUGAUGUAAUUUCCAAAACAUCCAUCAUGCUUGGUCUUGGUGAAACAGAUGAACAAAUAUACAACACAUUGAAAUGUAAGUCAGGAUUUUGUGUGGAUAGAGGCCAUGAUUCACAGAUUCAAGGAAAAAGAAAGUGCACCCUCUUUGAAUUCUGUAGUUUUACAUACGAAGACAUAAUAACAAUCACCUGUUACUUAAAGGUAAAGGUAAAGGGACCCCUGACCAUUAGGUCCAGUCGUGGCUGACUUUGGGGUUGUGGUGCUCAUCUCGCUUUAUUAGCCAAGGGAGCCGGCGUACAGCUUCCGGGUCAUGUGGCCAGCAUGACUAAGCUGCUUCUGGCGAACCAGAGCAGCGCACAGAAACACCGUUUACCUUUCAGCCAGAGCGGUACCUAUUUAUCUACUUGCACUUUGACGUGCUUUCGAACUGCUAGGUUGGCAGGAGCAGGGACCAAGCAACAGGAGCUCACCCCGUCGCGGGGAUUCGAACUGCCGACCUUCUGAUCGGCAAGUCCUAGGCUCUGUGGUUUAACCCACAGAGCCACCCGCGUCCCUUCACCUGUUCCUUAGCAGGUCUUAAAAUUAGGUAAAUACAACCUCAGAUGAAGAACACAUGACAUAUUACAUAGAAAUAAAACCAAAAUGGAAAAGUCAUGUGUGAAAAACUAAAUACACCUUAUGAUUCAAUAACAUGAAGUAAUUGUUUUCUGUAGGACUUUAUCCACCUCUCUCAUUGUUGUGGAGGAAUUUUGGUCCCCUCUUCUUUACAAUGUUGCUUCAGUUCAUUGAGGUUUGCUGGCAUUUGUUUAUAAACAGCUCUCUUAAGGUCCCGCGUAGCGUUUCAAUUGGAUUGAGGACUGGAUUUUGACUGGGCCAUUGCACAAAGAGGGUGCACUUUCUUUUUCCCAUGACUGUAAGCUGCGUAGGGACCAUAGCUGAGUUUUGGAGCAUGUUAUUCUAAUAGCCAUAUGCUAACCUGUCCAUGCACAAUUUCUGAGGCUCACUCCUUAAAGCAAACUCAUUCCUGCAUAUUGAGUUCAGAUAUGGGGCAAGCUGAUUGGAGAUUGAAAAGAGUUUUCAUUUUGGGUCUCUUUCUUAACUUUUGAUAUGGUUUUUUUUCUUCCUCAUUUAGGAAACCUGGCAGUUUCAACAAACAUACUUUAUCUGCUCUCUUAAAUGUGCUGCUUAAAACCAGGCACCACUGAGGUUUGGAAGAAUAAACAAUGCUAUAUUUCUGUCAUUCACUAGAUAUAUGUUUAAUUUUUAUAGUAUUACGUGAGGCUGACGUAGACUGUUUGACCUUGGGACAAUACAUGCAACCCACAAAGCGCCAUUUAAAGGUAAAAUUGUACUGGAAGUUUAUUGUUUGAAAAUAUAUCACAUUUUCUGGAUUGAAGGCUGAAAGUGACUUGGGAUAUGCCUUCUGGGAUGGGAAUCUUAAGGUGAGGCAAUUAUGCCAGCCUCAGUUUCUUUUGGAACACAGAUCCGUGUACAAUUUAGUUGUGGAUGUUGUAGUCUGUGCUUGUUAAGGUUAGGGAUAUAUGCAUUUUGAAAAUGACUGGAUCAUGAUGAAAAUGUAUUCUUCUAUCCAGGUCGAAGAAUAUAUUACUCCUGAGAAAUUUAAACAUUGGGAAAACGUAGGAAAUGAUCUUGGGUUUCAUUACACUGCGAGUGGGCCUCUUGUGCGUUCCUCCUACAAAGCAGGUGAGAUACAUAGUUUGCUAGAUGAGCUGAACUAUAUAAAUUUAUGCAAACUUCCGUUUAAACUUGCCCCCUUAUUGGCAAGUGCAAUACACCUUUAGCUUUAUAUGUACAGGCAUUGGGUUUUAUUCAGUGUAACACUAAGCAAAAUGUUCUCUGAGUGCAGGACAAGGAUUUCUCCUUGCACAACAGAACAUUCUCUCCCUCUAGGUCUCCCUCUCCUCGUCCCUUAAAUCUUUUCCGGGGUUCUCCCAACCCUCUGGAACAGAUUUGGGGAUGGAAUAGAAUUGUAUGUGGAGCACUGGGGUGGAAUCCACUUGCACUAGCACUAAUGCUUAACAUUAGUGCAACUGAAUAUGGCCCAUCAUGUUACUUUUGAAGAGUAGCUGGACAGGCAUGAUUUAUAGAAAAUGUUAUUUGUUCCAUGAUAGUCAGAUAAUCUGCCUAGGCAUUUUGUUUCAUGUGUUGCGAGUUGCCUGGGGUGCAGUCCACCACUUUCUUCAUUUUGUACCAUGUUCCUUCAUGCCAGUGGAGAAAUGGCAAUAGGAUAGAGGCAAGAUACAAUAGAUUGUGGCCGUAGCUAAAAUUCAGAUAUACAUUGGUGAGUAACUUGCAGCUUUUGUUGUGACAUGCAAACUCUUAAGUACGGUUCCCUUUAAACUAAUACCUGUAUUCAAUGGGACUUGCUUCUGACACUGAUUAUAGCCUUAGUGUGUUAUACAACUUAGAUGGGAAAUAUUACUUACGAAGUUUGAAAUACAGAUCUUCAUAGUUGUAAUCUUUUAGGUGGCAAAAGCAGUAGAGCAAGUAGUUCAUAUGCAGUGUGAACUACAGUGAUCUAAUUUAGUUUUAUUUUAAAGUUGUACAUACUGCAUUCAACAUGGGAGUAUGUCUGCUGGUGUGAAUUAAACAAACAUACUUGCUGCAGAAAGCAUGACAAAAACUAAAAAUGGCUAAAGGCCAGAAUUUUAAAAAUUUAUUUGCUUCCUGGCUCAUCUAUGAUUUACAGAAGUGUCAGUUCAAGGUCUGAUUUUUUUAUCAUUUGCUUUUUGGCUGUACCAUGAUUUACAGAAGCACCCAAUAAUGUGCAGCUCAUAGAUCUUGUGCUGCUCCUGAGAUUUAUCUAUCUCUUCAGUUACAUAUAAUGUUCAGUGCGAAAUCUGCGAGUGACAAAUGCCGAGAAGCCAUGCCUGACAACUAUAACCCACACAAGGAUUGUGCUAUUCCUUAUACUUUUUACAGCCAUCCAAAAUAGUCUAGCGGUCUUUGGGUAGCACAGCAACUGAAUACCUCCCUCCCAUCAACAGCACAGUUGCCACGAUGCUAGCAUUUCCCUACAUUUGCUUGUUCAGUGUUAAAAUUUCAGGGAAACCACCAUUUGCAAGUUUUCCAGGAUUGCUCUUUCCCGAUCCAAAAGCGGCUCCUUUGCCAAGAGGAAAUAUUCAUUAAAUGCAGCAAUCCUAUUACAUUGACAUUGGUAUGACUUACCUUUGAUUAAAUAUCAUCAGAAGGUUUAGAAAGCCUCGUUUUUUUUCCUGCUGCCUAACAUUCCAAGUCUUUCUCAUUUAAAACCUUUUAAGAACCGAGAUGAUUUAUGCUGGGGGAAAUAGUUUGCUUAUGUGACUUGCCCCGUUUGACACAGGGUUAAUUCCUGCAGCGCUAAGAGAGUAAUAGGCAGCAAGGAUUCUUUUCAGCUGCCUUCUGUAGAUGCUACUGCUCAUUUCUUUCCUACAACACAGGCUAAAGAAUACAGUCACAAGAUGCUUGCUACUCUGUUAAAAUAGAUGCAUGUUUUCUUUUUGUCUGUGCAGGUGAAUUUUUCUUGAAGAAUUUGGUACAGAAGAGGAAGAAGAAAGACAUCUGAAAUGUAAAAAGUUCAUGGGCAACUCUAAUGGAUUCCAGAUGGCAGCAUCACAAAUAAAGGAAGAACAUUCAAGAUGCUUUUGUUUAUUGCCAUUGCCCCUGCAAGCAUUUAAACUUAGCCAUGAAUGAUUCAGGUUGUUUCUGAACUGCUAUCUUCUACUGUAGUUUAAAAAAUGUUAAUAUGUAUUAUAUGGCUUACAGUGCAAUCCUAUACAUAUACAUUCAAAAUUAAGUUCUAAGGGAUUUGUUGGUUUCUUUCUAAGUAAGUGGUACAGAUCUACCUUAGCAAACCUCUGCUUUCUAACAUAUGAAGGAAUAACUGCACCAUGAGAUAUACCCAUUGGGAAAAUUAAGAGUUAGAUGCAUAUUUUAAAUAUCUUGCAGAUAAUACCAGUAAUAAACAGCUGAACACAGUGUGCAGCAUUUCUUCAAACUUUGUAUGCACCCAUAUUUACACUCUUGUCAUUUCAUUUUUUUAAAAAAAAAUCCUACAAGCCAAUGUGCAAACAUUAUGAGGCACAGUCAAAAUCGUCAAUAUUGAUUAUUGAGAGAGUACAUCCUUUACCAUCAAACAGAGAUAUGGUUAAAUCUGGCUGGAUUUUACCAUGCAUCGAUAGCAUCCCUUAGUGUUUUACUAUUUAAACAUUGUUUUCUGAAAAGUUUGAUCUCAUCAGCAGGUGUGCUAGCGAACAUUAGGGAUAGCAGUGUAGCAUGGGCUUGUGAUAGCAUUAUCAGCAAUAGGUUGCAAUUCCAAGAUGUGGAUAUGAACCGUACACAGCAUUUAUGGGAGCUUUUACACAGCAGCACUUGUUGAAGAGGCAACGCACUAUGAAACUUUCCACAAAAGAGCUCUUGCUCAAAGAGCAAACUCAUUUUAAAUGGAACUAUUCAAAUGCUGCACACAUACACGAGUGUUUCUUUAUGAUGUCCCCAUCACUCUGCGCGCACACAAAUUGUAUGAGCCGCUGAGUGCAAAGGCAAAGGACCUCCACUGGAUGUACAAAAGAAAACUCAGAAAAUUUGGCUUGGUUUCUCUAAUUAGUUGAGACUGACAUAAGGUAUAUUUAAUCAAUUUCAAGAAAAGGGAAUAGAUCUUUAUGGAAAUUGAAAUUAUCCCUUACGGAGGAGGAAAAUUUGAUCUUAGUAUUUUGUCCAAACAUAAACUGUUAGAAAUUAAGCACUGCACAGCUGGGGCUAAAACCCAAGAAUUGCUAUUGAUCUAAGGAGGUGUUUUAUCAAUUCCAAGGGGAGAGGGCCUUUUUUCUAACCCCAUCAAGUAUUUUUAAAAAAAAAUGUGGCAUAUUUAUAUACUUCACACUUCCAUUUUGCAGUACGAAUCCCUGAAAUUUCUGUGUAUUAAUUUAGGGUUGGAAUGAUGGAUUUUUACUUUUUUAAUGAAACAACUGUACCGUUAUAAGGUGUAGUGAAGGUCUGUUCAUUGUGGGGUGGGACUGCAGAAACCCUUCAAAAGAUUUGCAACAGCAUAGUGUCAUUUGAAGGUUAUGCCGCAUUGAUAAUAUUUAGCAUCCUCAAUACUUUUUAGGGCUGGGAGGAAUACCAUGGUUUUCGUUAUGUAUCUCACGCUGGGAAUGUCCCCCCUGCCUCAAAGGUAUUUAAUAGAACCAACUCAAUACUGGAAAAAGCUAAGCAUCACAGUAGACUGUUACCAAUGAGUAGACAAAGAUUUAUUUUUUGUAAUCACAGUGAGGUAGUAAGCAGAUUAUAAUAUAUGACAUAAGGUUCUGUUCUGCUGGAACUCUGUGAACUUUUUGUUCUGGCAAUAUUCUUGAGCGUUAAGUCAAGUGUUGAAACAGCAGUGGGAAACCACUGUGUUUCACGGCAGUCAUGAAUGAUAUGCGGUUGCUUUAUGAGUGAUGUCCCUUCCAGAAAUUGGACUUAAUGCAAAAAAAUAUGUUAAUGGAAAUGGUUUGGGAGACUGUAUUGCUAGAAAGGCAGUUCUAGGGAGCAGUGCUUGCAGUUGAUCAAAAGAAAGUGGAAGGAUUGUGAGUUUUUGCUAUGCUUCCACUCCCAAUAAAUGUAGGAAGCCCAAAAAACAAUUAAAAACAGGUGGCCGUUGUAUGACUUUUGGCAAGUUGAAUAGUGGUGGUGCAGAUUAAAGAGCCACUAACAAUGCACUGAUUGGAAUUCCGCUUCCUAGCUCAAUGCCCUGGUAAUGGGGAAAGGAGGAAUCCGCCUGUUUUUACCAACAUGCAGAGCUUUCACUUUAAGAACCCUUGCUCUAGUAAAAUUAAAUCUAUGAUCUAGAGAGAACUGGACCAGGUGUGAUCUUCUAGUAAAGACAGUAUUUGCUGUAGUAGGGAUUUGACUUCAGAGCCACUGCAGAAACUUGGAAAAACCACUUUUAUUUCUGGAUGAAAUCAAAAGUUGUUGAAACCAAAUAGAAGCAGCUUUUGGCUACAAUAGGAAGUGAAAACUUCAUUAUUCUCUCACUUUGAGCGGAGGCUGUAAAAGCUACUAGCCCAUGCUUGUGUACCUAAGAGAAUAAAGCACAGACUCCAUGUUAUAAAAAGCUUAUCUUCCUGCUUGCCUUGGGAGGAUUUUUAAUGACUUCUGAUGAUCAGGUUUGUGGCCUGUUGCAGUCAUGCUGUAAUGGUAGAACAGUUUGCAAAAUAUAGAGCACAUAUCCAGACCAUUCCUCUUUAACAGGGCUCUCAGGUUUGUAAAGUUAUAUUGCAUAUGAUUCAUAUACUGCUUAGUACCGUAUUUUCAGCCAGUUCUACACUUCUAUAGAGGCAUGUUAUUUUAUAGACAAGAACCUGCUGCUGAAAGGAUAGGGUAGGAAUGAGGCAGCUUGUCCCAGGCAGCAAGUCUCAGGAUAACAAAUAAUCAAUCAUUGAUUUUAUUAUAACGUUACCACAAGGAAUGUAUUGACCUCAGGCUGCUUUCUGAUCCCAAAAACCCAUCUCUGCAGCCAUCCCAACACCAAAAUAGGAAGAUGUGGUGUUUCAUAGGAGCAACAGACCUUCCAUUGAGCCCCGUGGUUCACAUAUUAUGGUAAAAAGAAAAGCUAUCCUUGAGCAAGCUGCCCACACCUGCCUAGAGUCAAAUUAAAAUGAACAAUGUUGCGUGGCAUUGUACAGAUUAGCGUAUCAAACAAGAUGGGAAAAUCCCUUUUUCUUUUGGACCGCAACAUACAUCAUAAAAAUUUAAAGUGCAGUUUGUAAACCUCACAGAGUAGGAAGUCUUGGAAGGUUGAAUCUGAGUUUUUAUAUAUAAAAAUUACUAAAAUCAUCUAUGACUGUACAGUUUUUCACUUCAAUGACAAAAGUUCCAGUAUUAUAAAAAUAGAGAUUAUA
Messenger RNA from Podarcis lilfordi (Lilford's wall lizard), 13321 nucleotides. Lineage: Eukaryota; Metazoa; Chordata; Lepidosauria; Squamata; Lacertidae. The record is from the annotation of a GenBank genome assembly.